AUGUUGACCAGACGUUUUUAUGCGACAUACCGCGAUACAAAGUACCGUAACCCCAACGGAACUAUGACCAUGGCUGCGAUCCGUGCCCGCCAGCCGUAUGCUCUCCGCAACGCCCUUCUGGGACUCGGCAUGCUUUCGUUCGCCGUUGGCACCUAUAUGUGGGCCUACCAGAGCUUCACCCCCGACGACUUUUCAGACGUCCCUGUUCCUCCUCUUUCUGAGGAAGAGCUCGCCAGACUCCGCAAAGAGUAUGGUUUGGAUAAAAAAUAA
Molecule: messenger RNA, 270 nt
Organism: Wickerhamiella sorbophila
Lineage: Eukaryota; Fungi; Ascomycota; Dipodascomycetes; Dipodascales; Trichomonascaceae
Product: Cytochrome c oxidase assembly factor 3, mitochondrial
Exons: 3
Coding region: 1-270 (89 amino acids)
Biological process (GO): mitochondrial respiratory chain complex IV assembly
Cellular component (GO): mitochondrial inner membrane
Source: RefSeq, a predicted model, not a curated record